CUCUGCUCUUCCGUACGUGCCGCGUGUGUGUGUUUAGAGAUGAUAUUCCCGGAUAUUUCCGUCGGUCUUUUUUUUUUUUCUUUAUCUGUUUCCUGUGUUUAUCGCAUAUAUCUGCCGCAUGAUCCUUGUAGCUAUUCGAAGCCGCGGGGUAGGGUGGUUGGACGGUUUGCCAAAUUUUUUCUUUGUUUUCUUAUUAAUAUAUUCGGUGACGUAUAUAUCGACUCUAUCUUUUGGCUAAAGGUUUCGUAUACAGGAAAUUUCCUAUUUAUUUUGUCUACAUUUUAUUUUUCUUUUUAUAUAUUUGCUUUCGAUUUUUUUCAAAGCGACACGUUUUAGAGUUUUGUAAUGAAUAAAUAAUAUUUACAUGUACAGUAUGUAUUAUCAUACGUAGCGUCGAAUCUACCGUAGGAAUUACAAAAAUUUAUGAGAUAACAUCGUUCUUGUCUAGUAUUGGCGACAAAAAUCAUAUAGAAAUAACAAAGUACUACAAAUCGUAAAAUUCCAAGACCAUAAAAGAUAAAUAUCCGUUGUCAAUCCUAAAAUAAACACCUUGUUUUUGCCAUGAAUAUUUGAUCAAUCUCAGGUAAUAGACAGCAAGUAUUUGAUCUAUCGUCAGAAAUUAUCGCGGUCGUUUUAAAACACACGUGACAGAAGACUCUUGAUCUGUGUUCUCUUUUUCUUCUUUGCUAAUUUCGUACAUCUCAAGUAACUUAAGAACGUUAAGCGCUAUUGCAACACGUGCGACACUAAUUCCCUUGCAAUUUGCUUUCAUAGCAACAUUUCAUCGAUACUUGUGUCUGUUAGCGCACGAUUCAUUCAAAAUAUUGCAAUUUUUAUUUUACAAAAGUCUGUAUUAAAUUUGUCAUUUUUCUAACGAUUGACGAUACGAAUAUGUUUGUUAAAUCUCGUGGUAUGGGAGACUAUGGUUGAAAGAAUGUAUGGGUGCAGCUACCACUUGCAUGUAGCAAUCACGUGCACUUAUCAGCCGCUGGAAAAUUACUUAUCCUAUGGGGAAAUGGCCGAUACCCGUGCUUCUAAAUGAUUAUUAUGUGCCUUUAACACAUCGUAAUAUCAAUUUCUAAAUAUAGGCUUUAAUCAAGAAGUCAUACUAGAUCAUUUUCGAACAUGGCCGAGUCAUUGGAACAGAUGCCAAAAUCUGAGACGAUCAGACUGCGGGAGCGAUAUAUUGGGCAAGCGUGCAAAUUAUUUUACAAAUCGAACCCUUUGAAAAUUGUUCGAGCCGAGGGGCAGUACAUGUUCGAUGAGAGAGGCAAUCGUUUCUUGGACUGUAUCAAUAACGUUGCUCACGUGGGUCACUGCCAUCCAACGGUGGUGCGCGCAGGCCAAGAACAAAUGGCUUUGCUCUCCACCAACAACCGUUUCCUCCAUGACGAUCUGGUAAUCUGCGCGCGUCGUUUGACCUCGCUUCUUCCGGAACCACUGUCCAUCUGUUUCCUGGUAAACUCGGGCAGCGAGGCCAACGAUCUCGCUCUUCGUCUCGCUCAAACGCAUACCAAGAACAAGGAUAUUAUCACCUUAGAUCAUGCUUAUCAUGGCCAUUUGACUUCGAUGAUCGAUAUUUCGCCGUACAAGUUCAACAAACCGAACGGGCCUGGCAAAAAAGACUGGGUUCACGUGGCACCAUGCCCGGAUGUUUAUCGAGGGAAGUAUCGCGAUAUCGACCAUCCUAACGAAGAUCUGGGCGUGAAGUACGCCGAUGAUGUGAAGAAUAUUUGUCAGAAUCUGAAGAACGAAGGCAAAGGCGUCUGCGCUUUCAUCGCUGAAAGUUUAAUGUCUGUCGGUGGGCAAAUUCUGCCACCACAGAAUUACUUCAGAAACGUGUACAAACACGUUAGAGAAGCCGGUGGUGUUUGCAUCGCGGAUGAAGUUCAAGUCGGAUUUGGAAGGGUUGGUAGCCACAUGUGGGCCUUCCAGCUUUACGGCGAGGACGCUAUACCGGACAUAGUCACCGUAGGAAAACCCAUGGGUAACGGACAUCCUGUGGCAGCUGUGAUUACGACACCGGCCAUUGCUGGAAGCUUCAAAGACACUGGAAUAGAGUACUUCAAUACGUAUGGGGGAAACCCAGUGUCCUGCGCCAUAGCAAAUGCCGUGAUGGAAGUGAUCGAGCGAGAGAAUCUUCAAGAGAACGCUUUGAAGGUUGGUAAUCAUCUGAUGACGGAAUUGAGGAAGCUGGCCAAGCGACGAAAAAUUAUCGGUGACGUACGAGGUGUCGGACUGUUCGCGGGUAUCGAGUUGGUGAGCGACAGGAUCGAGAGAAGCCCAGCGACCUCGGAAGCGAAGCACGUGGUCUCCAGGAUGAAGGACAGGAAAAUUUUGAUAAGCAGCGACGGCCCGGACGACAAUAUCUUGAAAUUGAAACCGCCGAUGGUAUUCACGAUUGAGAAUGUAAAUCACUUGGUGUCUACUUUGGACGAAGUUCUCGAGGAAGUGGACAUUGGCGUCGAAAAGAAGUACGAGCCCACGACGACUAUUUUGAAGGCGACGAUCUCUAAAAUGGACGUGGAAACGGAUAACACCACGUGUUCAAGCGGGAAGCCUUUGCUUGUUCGCGCCAAUUAACGAUUAAUUUAAGCUGAACCUUAUAUUAUAAUAUAUUUAUAAAACACGAUGGCCGUGUGCCUUAUAUUUAAGAUAUUACUGUUCGUGAGCUGAAUGAUUAUUGAUAAAUAUGUUGUGCAUGUUUCUGAAGAAUAUCGUGUGUAUAUGUAUGAAAAGAAUUACAGGUGAACAGAGAGAGAUGAGACUAUAGUUAAGAUUUAAUUAAACGUCGAGUUUAAAUUCGAAGUAAUAAUACUUUAGAAUAUAUAUUGUAAUAAAUAUAAUCACUAUAAAUAUACUAUAUUUUUGCAUA
Molecule: messenger RNA, 2875 nt
Organism: Bombus huntii
Lineage: Eukaryota; Metazoa; Arthropoda; Insecta; Hymenoptera; Apidae
Product: alanine--glyoxylate aminotransferase 2-like
Exons: 9
Coding region: 1126-2583 (485 amino acids)
Cellular component (GO): mitochondrion
Molecular function (GO): transaminase activity; pyridoxal phosphate binding
Source: RefSeq, a predicted model, not a curated record